GGGUUCCGUAUGGCUGUUACCAUGGAAACGACUUUACAAACUCAAGAAGGGUUUGCGUUUUUUCACUCGUGCGGCGGAUCAGAGUCAACUUCCACUUUUUGAGUGACCGAGGAAACUCGUUUUCUUCUUUCUUGGAGACAGAAAAAUGUCACAAAGGGCCUACAACGAUCUUUGGGUUGAUGCUCAGUUAGAGUUGAGUCGUCUUUUAGCAGAAGAGCAGCCCGCAGAGCCGCCUCCAGCUCAGAAAGACAGGGUGGUGUUCUUCCAGAGGCUGGCCAUGCUGUACGUCCGCUACAUCCAGAUCCUCAGGAAGCUGGAGAAAGCUUACGAUUUGAUAAUCCACCCUCAGAAGAGACGAGCGAUUCGGAAAGCCAUCGACAGUGUGAUGGGGAGGGUGGUGGAGCUGAAAAAUGAAAUGGUGGAGAAGGAGUUUUUAGAGUACCACUACAUGGAUGACAUCCUUCAUGACAUGAAGCUCACACCAGACAAACUUGAGAUCCCUUUACCUCAAUAUUUUCCUAAUGAUCACAGUAAAGAAGUUCAGGAGCGAAAAGCAAUGUUGAUGAAUAUCUUCAAGAUGGUGGAGGUCACUGAAAGCCUUGAACCAUUAACAGAAAAGGGGAUGACGCAAGAGGAGGCCAUCCGGGUCAUUCAAGUGGCAGAGAGGGCUCGACAGGGGCGGAUGAGGUCCAAGCUGUAUGAAGAAAGUAGAGAGGGAAGCUUGAGGAGCACGCAUGCGGGAACAGAGAGCACCGAGCCGGCCGCUAUCUGCAUUCAAAAGGUUUGGAGGGGCUACAUACAGAGGAAAAAGACCAAAAUUGAGCGGGUUAAAGAACUCAUAGCCUUAGGAAUGGUGAUGGAUCCGAAGUAUCUGGCUCCAAGCCCGGCAGAAGUGUCUCUCCGAGCUGCUGAGGCUUUCACCCGCGUAAAACAACAGGAACACGAAGCGGCCUACCAGAAGGCCGUCGUGGCCGUCACAAAUCAGCUGCGAGAGAUGGAGGGAAACAACAUGAGCAACACCCUGAAAAGCCAAGUCCGACAGUGGUUCUUCGAUAGCCGUAAUGCCACAGGGUCAUUUCCAGACUACCCGGAUGAGGAGGAUGGAGGCUCCGCCUUUAUCUUUGAUGAGAAGAGUCCUCAACAGGUGUUGGAAGAAAUUGUGGCAAAAGAAGAAGAAGAUUCCAGCAACAAACCCAGGGGGAAGGAGGAGCAGAAAGAAAAAAGAAAACCGGACAAGAAGAUGAUUGAUGAGCUAGAGGAGGCGGGACUUAAGAUGCAUCCAUCUGCUUUCCUGUCAGAUUUGGAAGCAGUGGACAAAAAUUUUAAUGAUUUCUGGAGAAGCCGUGAUGAAACAGAAAACCUCAGCCAGAAACAUGAUGUGGAGCUGAUCAAGGAGGAGAAGAGGAAGGUUGUUGAAGAGGAAAUCAGAGUACAGGUAGACGACCAGAUGAGACAGGAGCUGGCUGAGCUGAAGCUUUCUGUAGACAAGGAAAAGGGCAGCAAAACCAAAGCAAACACAAAGAAGAAGAAAGCCUCCAAGAGCGGAAAGAAAAAGAAAAAGGAAAAGGAUCUGACAGCUGAUAGAACUCUGGAAUCUCUGUGUCAGGAGUUGGUGGAACAGGGUUUACUGAAACAAGCAGACAAUGUCAGACUACAAGACUAUUUGGGUGAUUUUAAUUACCUCGGAACCACCCUGAGACAAAACGACAUUGAGCCCAUGCCGUCUUUGUCAGACGUACGCCAAGUUCUAUCUCUGUACGCCAUUCUACCUUUAGGCUCUCCGGUGGUUCAUGAGAAGGCUCCUUUGAUCAAAUCCAUCCUCCUGGUUGGACCUGAAGGUGUGGGCAAGAAGACGUUGGUCCACGCCGUGUGCCAGGAGACCGGCGCCACCCUGUUUGAUCUGUCCCCCCUGAACACGGCGGGAAAGUACCCGGGGAAGAGCGGCCUCACCAUGAUGAUUCAUGUAGUGUUUAAGGUUGCAAGACUUCUGCAGCCAUCAGUGAUAUGGAUUGGAGAUGCUGAGAAAAUGUUCUACAAGAAAGUUCCUAAGGAAGAAAAGGAGUUAGAUCCGAAGAGGUUAAAGAAAGAUUUGCCAAAGUCGCUCAAACUGAUUAAAGGAGAAGACCGAGUCCUGAUCAUCGGAACCACUGAAGACCCGAUAAGUGCCGAGAUCAAGUCAAUGUGUAAAAUGUACAACAAAAUCCUCCUCAUUCCACGACCAGACUACGGCUCCAGAUACAUCAUGUGGAAGGAACUGAUCAAUCAGAAAGGAGGAGAGAUAACCAAAGCUUUGGACCUCAGCGCGCUUGCAAAGAUCUCCGACGGCUACACUCCGGGUCACAUGAUCAAAGCAAUCCAGAGCGUGGUCACAGAGCGCCGCGUCCGGCAGCAGGGGCGCAGACCCCUCACCGCGGCUGAAUUCGUGGCCCCUUUAGCCAGGAUUGACCCGGUUUUCCAAGAACAGGAAGAGGCCCUGAAGAACUGGUACGCAAAAACACCGCUGGGAAGAAAAAGAAUUAAAGCUGCCACCGGAAAGGAAGAGGAACCGCCGCCAGAUAAAGGAAAAAGUGCAAAGAAAGGAGCAAAGAAGAAGACUUAGACAUGAAUUUAACAAUAUUUAAGUAUUUUUUACUGAGGUUGAGCCAUCAAAAGCCUAAUAAAAUAUCAAAUUCAUUAAAUUAAA
Molecule: messenger RNA, 2683 nt
Organism: Oryzias melastigma (Indian medaka)
Lineage: Eukaryota; Metazoa; Chordata; Actinopteri; Beloniformes; Adrianichthyidae
Exons: 19
Coding region: 146-2599 (817 amino acids)
Molecular function (GO): protein binding; ATP binding; ATP hydrolysis activity
Source: RefSeq, a predicted model, not a curated record